Messenger RNA from Hordeum vulgare subsp. vulgare (domesticated barley), 3367 nucleotides. RefSeq lists its product as uncharacterized. Lineage: Eukaryota; Viridiplantae; Streptophyta; Magnoliopsida; Poales; Poaceae. The record is from RefSeq and is a predicted model, not a curated record. The transcript is spliced from 3 exons. Bases 176 to 3052 code for a protein of 958 amino acids.
UUGAUCUCGCUGUUCCCUUUUGUAACAAUAGAAGAAUUAGGCAGCUCCUGCUUUCUCGCGAAACGAGGCUACUCCUGGAUCAUCGCAAGCUUUCCAAUAUCAUAAGGAUACUUGGCUAGAUCAGUUUAAAGUUGAGACGGGCGCGUGCUGAAGCUCGAUCGUUCAAGCAAAGAAAAUGGCCAACGGCAGCGGCGGAGGAGAGCACCGUGUCCAGAUACCAGCCCACGGCGCCGCUGGGUCCGCAGGCAAGGGUGACGCCGCGCCGGAGAAGCAUCUCAACGGCUUCGUACACGCCGUUGCGCUGGUCGAGAGGCUUGGCAAUGCCUUGGGCACGCUGGCCUUCACCUGGGCCACCGUCGUCCUGCUUGGCGGCUACCCCACUGUGCUCGGCCCCGACGAUGACUUCGUGUUUGCGACGGCCAUAGUUUUCCUGGAAGCAACAAGGAUGUUCAGCCGCAAUAAUAGACUGGAUUACCAAUUGUUCUUUAACACCAGGGGUGCUUUUAGACCUCCAGGCUGGAAUGGGCUUGUUCUGAUUGUAUGUUUUUCCAGUGUUCUGGACAUCCUAACGAUAUGCUUUUGGCUUUAUAAGAUGGAAAUGUAUUUGUCGAUGGCAAUACAACUUGUGAUUGGGCGGUUCCUGUCUGAGCUGUGUCCACGAAUUCCAAGACUAGUCAAGUGCAAUUUGCUAUGGCGUACCACAUCGCUAUGGGGCCCUGUAGCUGCAGUCGCAUUACGCGCUCUCUCUACAGUACUUUCUAUCAGACUUGAUAAUAACAGAAUUUACAUAUGGCUUACCAAUGAAUCAAUUGCCGCAUUUAUGUCAUACCUGGUACUGUCGGUGGUUGUGCUCCUACUGGCAAUCAGCAGGCUCAGAUUCCCAGUAAUCAUCAAGCUAGUAGAUACUACUCUUGGCAGUAAAGCGGUAGUUUGGCAUCAAGUCACUCUAAACCUAUGCAUGUUUGCUGCACUAAUGGUGUCGGUGAUUACUACAGUUAGAUCAUCAUACCCAUCAGAUCUGGUGUUCACAACAGAAGCAUAUGCUCUAGUGAUAGUUUCAUUUGGCAACUUACAGAUACCAGCAGCAGUGGUGCGUGUCGUACUCGCACUGUUGCGCCUUACAGCACGGGAUAACUUCCAUGAUGAUCAUCACGAACCAGAAAAGCAAAACAUCGUGCCAUCUCUAGAAAUCUUCUAUAGAAUGGUGCUUGGACAAGGAUUGCUCUAUCUUUUGGCUUGUGCAAUCGAGUUGUUCUCGUUCAUCCCUCGGAGAUCACUUGUCCAUUCUAGUGGAUUAAGAGGUCACUGGGGAGUGGAAUCUGUUAAUAUGUACUAUGCAUAUACCUUGGAGAAUCGCAUGCAAGGGGGUGUGCUUGCCCCGAACAAUAUCCGCCUCAGCAACUUUGUCAUGGAUUCAGUAAACUCAGAUUCAUCCAAGAAACAGCUUUAUGGGAUACGGAUGAUGCACUGCUUUCUGCAAAGGGAGCCAAUCAAUGAGCAGCUACUUUCAAAAUUCACCACUUCUACAAAGACGAUGUCACGAAUAAUCAGAAUGUUGGACUGGAAAAGCUCAAACGAUACAGCUAUCAGAUUAUAUGCUGCAAAGGUCACCGCUGAACUUGCAAAGAACAUCCAUGUUGUCAGUUUCCCCGGUACAAUCCAGCUUGUAUCUGCACUUCUUGACACUAGUGGCAGACCAAAGAGAGGAAAUCCACUUCUGGACACAGAUGAUGUACAGGAUGGAAGACAAGAUCCAUUUCUGAAUACAGAAGAGAGCCAAAAGCAAGGACAUGAUGCAGUAAGGGAUGCGGCUGAUAACCUGCUGGACACACAAACGAGCUCAACCCAACAAGUUGGUAUCGACAAACAGAGCUCCUGCAUCCUCAGAUGCUGGCAGAGAAUCUCAGAAUUCUGGUCAAUUCCCAGGGAGGAGCUGUUGUUAGACCACGAUCUUCAACCUGCACUGGCCAUGUCAAUUAUUGACAAUCUUGCUGGUUGUGAUCAGGAUAACUGUCUGGAAAUCAGCAAAUCAACUGACCUCAUCCCGAAGAUCAUAGGAUUCACAUGCUACAGAACUGACACGACAAUCACCCAGGCACAACAAGAGUUCAUAUUGAAGUCAUCACUGAAGGUUCUGCGAAGACUCACAGGCAUUGGCGGGGAAACUGGCAUAACACUGCGGUACAAGAUAUCAAAACAUCCCUUCAUAUUGAGUAACCUUGCAGAGAUCUUGGGAGACAACAGGAGCAGCCAGGAAUCAAGAAAGUUGGUAGCAGGAAUCCUCAGAAACAUUGCCAUUGAUGAGAACACAAGGCAGGAAAUUGGUCACGUCCAACUAAUCAUUACCAGGCUGGUGCAAGAGUUUCUCAAUGCAGAAGGAACCAUGAGUAGCAAUGCUGGUCACUUGUCACGGAAAGCCGCCGGGCAAGCACUGACAAUGCUGACAAUAGAAAGUGCCCACAACUGCUUGGUUAUGUUGAAGGCACCAGAUUUCAUGAAGGAACUCAAAACUAUGAUACUGAUCCAUGAUGGCAAUUACAUAUAUGUGGCGGCAAGCCUGUUGCGCAAUCUGUGCCUGCACGCUCAACACGAGCUCAGAGAGUCAGACCUAAAAGAGUUAUCUCAUACUUUGCGAGAGGUGUUGGAAAGAAUUACUGACGUGGAAGGGGCAGAACUAGAGACCCUCAUUGGCCUUAGUUCACAGAUUUGUAAAAUCAUUCCUGGACACUUUACCCGAGAACUAGAAGACAGUCAGAUUAAGCAGAGAUUUGCGAGGAAGCUUGUUGAUACACUGAAUGCAAAUAUGAAACCUAGUGCUGAUUAUCCUGGGAUCAGGAGGGUGAUUCUUGAGCAAGUCAUACACUUGAUGGAGUGCAAUUCUCGCUAUGCAGAUUGUUUCAGUGAAUUCAAUAUCACCGAAGCACUAUCGAGGGUAGAACGAACAGUGACAAAGGCUGAGAGCUACAGGCUCUUCUUGGGCGACGAAGGAUUUAUGAAGUACAGUGUGCCUCUCUCUGAUCUUGUGACCAGAGCAAGAGAACUUAUGGGUUGACUGACUACAAGGCAUUGGUAGAUGGUAGUAGAACUUCUACAACACAUUCGGCAUUAGUAGAUGCUAGUAAGAGUCGUUUAACACACUCAAUCUCCUCAUUUCAUGAAAAUAGUUGUAGGUGAUUCUCCAUCUACAAUCGUAGGGAGAUGUUCACUGAAAUGGAGGAAAGGAUACCAAAGUUGAUAUCAAGAAUGCAGGCUGUGGAACAAUCCUGGAAACCGAGUCACAAGGCCAUGAUAUCUCAUAAUUGUAGUCCUACUCUGAGAUGAAUAAUGUUUAAUGUAGUUUGCCUUUGUCGAAUGAAUGGAAAAUCGG